AUGCCUCUUCCCGACGACGCAAAUACCGUCACUGGCGGCUGCUCAUGCGGCGCCAUCCGCUACCGCAUCGCCAUCCCUUGUCUUGAGGAUAGGCCCUUGCACCCGAUGGCACCUCCUUCUUCCAACACACGCCUCCCAACCGCGAUUACAUGCCACUGCAACGAUUGCCGGAGAUCAACUGGUGCAUUCCUCCCACUUGCCAUGGCCGACAUCCCAGCCACUAUGCUCACGGUAUCUGCCAUCUCUCCCUCUUCAGAGUCCACCAUUGUGAGCGGCCGCUUCCUAGAUGUGCUCGCGGAAGACUAUGACGCUGAAAAGGCCGACGCGGACCGUCCCCCCUAUGUCCCAGGCACGCAAGCCUUCCUCGCAGGAGAAGAAAGCAAAACCUGGAUCCGUUUCUACCACACCAGAAGCUGCGGCAAAGCCUGGUCCCGCAGCUUCUGCGGUCGAUGCGGAACACACAUCUGCUUCCACUUCAAGCUUCUCCCCGAGUACUGCCAGGACGGAAACCUUCCCAAGGAUUUCGAGGACGUGUUUCACAUCUAUCUCGGCACGAUGGAUCGCGAGUUUCUGGAGAAAAAUUGGUUCGCACCUGUUUCAGAGGUCAACUUCAAGCUUGGCACGCCGUUUAGCAAGAGUGUUUCUGCUACGGCCAAGGGGUUGAAGGAGCUUCCGAAGGUUCAGGAGUUUGAUGGGGAAGUGACCGAGGAGGAACUGGGCAAAUUGGCAGCCUGA
This is a messenger RNA of Fusarium falciforme, 735 nucleotides long. RefSeq lists its product as hypothetical. Bases 1 to 735 code for a protein of 244 amino acids. Lineage: Eukaryota; Fungi; Ascomycota; Sordariomycetes; Hypocreales; Nectriaceae. The record is from RefSeq and is a predicted model, not a curated record. The transcript has a single exon.